AUAUAUACUUGACAUGUUAAGAUAAGCUAAUGUGACCCACCUUUGAUAACCACUUUCAAUGUUUGCCAUACAAAUGAUAGCUAUUAGGCUUAAAUAAAGUGCCUCCUUUUGCCAUAAGUUAAAAUUACUUCCAUACAUCCCAUUGUUUUACUUUUGAGUCUGUUGACAUAUCCAAACCACAAUUAGUGUAACAAACAUAUCCACCCAAAAAUAUGAGUAAAAUAAGUAAGGGAGAGGGUUCUCUAAGUUUAGAAAAGAAACUCCAAGUUACACCUAAAUAUCUGUCACUUGAGAGUUCUGGUGGCACAUAAAAUUUUUGGACGUGUAGACCCACAGCAUAGAAGAACAUACCAAUGAGAUGUAAUGGAAUGGUUUCGUGUCUAGGAGGAUGGCGAAUUCAUGUGAGGAGAAGAGAGAGGGUGCCUGUGUAACAUCCCCUGGCUUUUUAAAGAAUUGAGUUAUGAAAUUUGAUACAUGAUCAAUCCAGUCCGCUCCCUAGACAUUUAAUAGUUAGAAUUAUCAUCACUUGCUCUCCUGUUAAAAAUGAAGAUUCCCCUUUCCAAACUGAUUCCUACUUGUAAAAUUUCCCAACUAAACUGCUACAGAAUGAAAGAAAACAACCAUUUUGAUCCAGUUAUAUACUCAUUAAAGCUUCUUUCUCGAGUCUUUGGCAAUCACAUUUUGUUCUCAUGUUUCCUUUUUCUUCCAAAAAAGGUGAAACUGGCAAUCAAAUAUACCUUAUUUACCCCUCCAUUUGUGUAGUCUGCUGUGUGAUAUUAUACCUUACUACUUCCCCUUUCCUGCUUCACCAAGCAAUCCUGUGUUCUCUCUCUCUUCCUCCCUUCCUCUGUGUGUGUGUCUCCAUAAAUCAAUUUGAUUGUGUAAAUCCUCCAUCAUAUCAAGAAAAUUAAACCAGCUAAGAUGAUGUGAUGAGAUGAGAUGAGAUAGGAGAGGGCUCUUGGCCAACUCAACUUGGAUUACACCUAUCACCUAACUUCAUAUCCUCAUGGAUCCCUACCACUCCCACUUCCAUAAAACCCUCUCCUCCCUCUCAAACCCAACAUCCCUUCUCUUUCAUCUUCUUCUACUUCCUCUCAUUCACUUCCUCCAAGGAAGACCACAAUCACCAAACAGCAUCAAAACAGAGCCUAAGAAAACGAUGAACAUGAAGAAACAGCUUCUCCUACUGAGGAUCUUCACCCUCCUCUUCACCACAACCUUAGCUCAGUCACCUACAACAAGCCCAGCCCCUAAGUCACCUACAAUCAUCUCAGCACCUCUGUCACCUACAAUCAGCCCGGCACCUCAGUCACCUACAAUCAUCCCAGCCCCUCAGCCACCUCCAACCGUCCCAACUCUUUCUGGCCCUACCAAUAUUACAGCAAUCCUAGAGAAAGCUGGGCAGUUCAACAUCUUUAUCAGGCUACUGAAAGGCACUGGAAUUGGAGACCAGAUCAACUCAGCACUCAACAAAUCCCAAGGUCUCACCCUUUUUGGCCCACCAGACGGUGCCUUCGCCAAGCUCCCCUCAGGGACCAUUAACUCCUACACAGAUCAGCAGCAGAUAGAGUUGGUGCAGUUUCAUUUGCUCCCUACUUAUGUUCCUCUCAAAAUGUUCCAGACUCUGAGUAACCCUGUUCUUACACAGGCAGGGAACAACUAUGGUGGCCAAUAUCAAUUAAAUGUCACAACUUCUGGUCAAAAUGUGAGCAUGACUUCUGGAAUUGUUAAUGCCACUGUGACCAGCACAAUCUACACAGAUGGGCAGUUGGCUGUGUAUCAAGUGGAUAAAGUGCUCCUCCCCUUGCAAUUUUAUGUUCUGCCCCCUCCGGCUCCGGCACCAUCUAAGCCAAAGAAGUCCCCUUUGACGUCUGCUCCUUCAAUUUCUACUGUGGUUCCAUCUAAUGCAGUGAGUAUCUCAAGGUACAUUGGGGUUUCCUUGCCAGUUGCAGUAGUUGCAGUCAUUGCUAUAUGAAUCACAAUUUAUGAUCAUUUAUUGUGAUCAAAGAUGCAAGGAGUGAGUUUUGAAUAAUUUGGGGAUCUCUCUUUGUUCUUGAAUCCUUUGUUUCAUUGGAAUGUUUUUGCAGUCAUAAGAAGGGUCUGUUUCAUCAAAUAUUGUUGGUUUGGUCCCUUUUUAAUUUGAGAUUUAUUUCAUUCUUCCUUUUUUCUUUGUUUAUAUCAGAAUAAAAGAACAGCUAUGGCUAUGCCAUAGGUGAAGCAUCAAGUGUUGCUUUGUUUUCCUUUUUUUUUUUCCUUCGUCUGGGAAUGCCUGGACAUUAAUCCUGUAUAUCCCUUUUGUUUAUGUCAAUAAAUUUAAAAUGCUGAUCUUUAACAGAAAAAA
Messenger RNA from Macadamia integrifolia, 2341 nucleotides. RefSeq names its product fasciclin-like arabinogalactan protein 12. The record is from RefSeq and is a predicted model, not a curated record. Bases 1007 to 1975 code for a protein of 322 amino acids. The transcript has a single exon. NCBI's taxonomy places the organism in Eukaryota, Viridiplantae, Streptophyta, Magnoliopsida, Proteales, Proteaceae.